CUCCUCCUGCACUAACAAAUGUUUCAUUCUCUCGUGAAGCAGUAAAAUAAAAACCUCUCUGUCCUGCAGGGCUGGAUUUAGGAAGCAGAUGUGACCCCUGGAUAAGAUGAGGAUGGGAUGACCGGAAGAGGAGCACUGGAUGUUUUAAAGCUCCUGUAAGAGUCAGAGGGAGCAGCUGACAGGAGGACUGCAUGUUGGAGGAAAAGAUGGAGGGGUUUAAAACGCGAAGUGCGCAGCGCGGAUGUGCAGAGGGGGGGGUUUAUUAUUAUGUGACUGCAGGGAUGGAGCUGGAAUAACAUUCACAGUCUCCAUUACACUGAGCGCGUUCUGCUGAAAUACGAAGAGAGGAGCACUUGUUUUACUGUCUGCAGCAGCCUGAUCCUGCAGGGGAUCUGUUGGAUGAUGGAAGUGAAAUAAUACGCAUGGCUCCAUGACGCUCCAGCUGCACUGACUGAUUUAUCUCGCCAGUUUCCGGUUGAAAAGGAGAGCUUGUUUUCCUGUCUUCAGCACCACGGACAGCGACCACGUGGGCUUACUGAUGCAUGGUCCUGCAGGAGGUCUCCGGGUGGAGGUGAAAUAACAUGCAUGUUUCACAGUCUCCAUCGCACUGACUCAACACGUUUUUAUUCCCGGCUGAAAGAGGAGCAGAGGAGCGCUUGUUUUCCUGUCUUCAGCACCGCGGACAGCCACAAUGACGCGGCUCCGCAGGAAGGCUUUAGUGUCCCUCUUCCUCUUCACCCUCUUCAUCUUCGGGGCCAUGAUGGGGCUCCGGACCCUGAAGCCCAGCGACGGCUUCUCAGACCUGGCCCCGGGGAUGGGCUUCAUCCGGGAGAGGGAGAGGGACCGGAGGCGGCUGGAUGCAGAGGACGUGGCGGUGUCUCCGGGUCAGGCUCAUGGCGGCAGCAGCAGCAGCGACACUAAGGUAGUCUUCACCAAAUCUGACCGGGACUACAGCAUCUUCUACGACGUGCACAUCUUCUACUACCUGUGGUACGGGGCCCCGGGCACCGACAACAAGUACAUCCACUGGGAUCACGUACUGGUGCCGCACUGGGACCCUAAGAUAGCGGCCAGUCAUGCGCAGGGGAGACACACACCGCCCGAGGACAUAGCAUCCAGUUUCUACCCGGAGCUGGGUCCCUACAGCUCAAGGGACCCCAAGGUGCUGGAGUCCCACAUGUCGCAGAUAGAGGAGGCUGCAGCAGGGGUGCUGGUUCUGUCCUGGUACCCCCCCGGCGUGGCGGACGACCACGGGGAGCCGAGCGAGGAUCUGGUUCCCGCCGUGAUGGACGCCGCCCACAGGCACAGCAUCAAGGUGGCCUUUCACAUACAGCCGUACAAAGGACGGACGGACCAGAGCAUGCAUGACAACAUCAAAUACAUUAUUGACAAAUAUGGAAAACAUGGCGCCUUCUACAGAUUCAGGUCCAGCACAGGCCGAGUCCUGCCUCUGUUUUACGUCUACGACUCCUACCUGAUGCCGGCCGAGUCCUGGUCCGAGCUCCUUGGCACCAAAGGUUCCCACAGUCUCCGGGGCACGCCUUACGAUGGCGUCUUCGUCGCCCUCAUCGUGGAGGAGCGCCACAAACACGACAUCCUAGCUAGCGGCUUUGACGGCAUCUACACCUACUUUGCCUCCAACGGAUUCUCCUUUGGCUCGUCCCACCAGAACUGGAAAGCCAUCAAGAACUUCUGCGACGCCAACAAUCUGCUCUUUAUUCCCAGCGUUGGUCCAGGGUACGUGGACACGGCUGUUCGACCGUGGAACAACCACAACACGAGGAACCGCGUUAACGGACGAUACUACGACACGUCCUUGCAGGCGGCUUUGUCUGUCAGGCCGGAAAUCGUCACCAUUACGUCCUUUAACCAAUGGCACGAAGGUACGCAGAUAGAGAAGGCUGUGCCCAAGAAAACAGUGACGCGUUUGUACCUGGACUACCAACCCAAUCAGCCGGACCACUACUUAGUGCUCACUCGCCAAUGGGCGGAGAACUUCAACAAGGAGAAGGACACAUGGCUGAUGUGAACUUUAUUUCCCUGGUAGAUCAGACCAGAACGUGAAGUCAGAUCCUUUAUAUCCAUUUCAAAACCAGUUUCACCUACACCUACUCUGAAUCUAAUGGCUUCUCCUUUGGCUUGUCCCACCACAACUGGAAAGCCAUCAAGAACUUCUGCAAUGCUAACAAUCUGCUCUUUAUUCCCAAGAAAACUGACACAUUUGCACCUGGACUACCAACCCAAUCGGAAGCUAACAUGAAAAGGUGGCUUUAGAUCAGACCAGAUGAGACAUUCAGUUGGCUCCAACCCUUUACAUCCAUCCCCCUACCUGUUCCUCUCCAACUUUGAGUACUUCUUGUCUGACAGCAGAACUGAAGCGUCAUUAAGGCCUUCUGCGAUGCCAACAAUCUUCUCUUCAUUCCAUGCAUUGGCUCGACCAACAACCACAACUUUAACCGGGUUAAUGGACGGUACUACGGCCUGUCCUUGCAGGCUGGAAAUUGUCACCAUUAGGUCCUUUAACCAAUGGGACAAAGGGAAGCAGAGAAGGCUGUUUGUGCCUGGACUACCAACCCAAUCAGCCAGACUACUACUUAGCUUGCUCACUGGCUAGUGGGCCUAGAACUUUAACAAGGAGAGUGACAUGUGGCUGAUGUGAAGCUGGCUUUAGAUAAGACAAGAGUCAUCUUCAAAACCUUAUAUCCAUCAACCUAACUGGUUUUUCUCAGACUCUGAGUCCUACUUUGACGGCAUCUCCACCUACUUUGCCUCCAACGGCUUUCCUUCGUUCAUUUAGGGCUAGAAAGAAAACAAGAACUUCUGCGAUGCCAACAACCUGCUCUUUAUUCCCAGCGUUGGUACUUGGAAAUGGCUGUUCGACCGUGGAACCGUGAAACCCAGUUGAACAGAUGGAACGAAGGAUGGCAGAUAGAAAUGGCUCUUCCCAAAAGACGUGUUUGUACGUGGACUACAAAUCCAACCGGACGGACUAUCACUUAGUGCUUACUCGCCAAUGGGCAAACAAGGAAAAGGACACAUGGUUGAACUUUAUUACCUGGCAGAUCAGACCAGAAAAGACAUUAAAUCAGCUCCUUUAUUUCCAUCUCCCAGCACUUCUGAUGAGACUUCCUCUAAAUGUUCACUCUACCUUUACUGUUUCUAAUCCGUUCUUUUGUACAGCUUAAAAAUGUCACCUGAAAUGUUGAAGCUAUGAAGGACGAAUAAUCAUCGUUUCCUGAUAAUUCAGUAUCUGUGUGCGGCUUAUAUGCAGUAACUUGGCCCCGUAGGGAUGUCUUUCUUAUUUUCUUAUGAUGACAGACUGUUCUUUCCUGUAUU
Messenger RNA from Eleginops maclovinus (Patagonian blennie), 3336 nucleotides. It is a transcript of the gene maneal, whose product is annotated as mannosidase endo-alpha like. NCBI's taxonomy places the organism in Eukaryota, Metazoa, Chordata, Actinopteri, Perciformes, Eleginopidae. The record is from RefSeq and is a predicted model, not a curated record. Gene Ontology annotation, molecular function: alpha-mannosidase activity. The transcript is spliced from 5 exons. Bases 692 to 2029 code for a protein of 445 amino acids. Gene Ontology annotation, cellular component: Golgi apparatus.